Panicum virgatum (switchgrass) is the source of this 827-nucleotide messenger RNA. RefSeq lists its product as uncharacterized. The record is from RefSeq and is a predicted model, not a curated record. The annotation marks the transcript as partial. Lineage: Eukaryota; Viridiplantae; Streptophyta; Magnoliopsida; Poales; Poaceae. The transcript has a single exon.
ACUCCGUUUUGCCUGGUCUGCGCAGUCCCCAUCCCCUCCCCAAAAAAGAGGCGGCGGCGGCCCAAACGCCGUGGUGGAAGGCAGGGGCCGCGCGGUGUCCUUGCCGGGCAGAGCAAGCCCGAGCGCGUGCUCAAGCUGCUGGAGCGGGGCCCGUUCCUGGAGGAGGAGCGCGAGCGGGCGCGCGAGAUCAAGGGCUUCGGCAGCUUCAACCUCAGCAGCGCCUCGCGCGCCGUCGCGCAGCCGCCAGGUGACGACGGCGGCCGCGGGUACGGCCGGAGCAACUCGCAGUACGAGGAACGGUGGCAGCGCGACGACGGCGGGCGCGGCUACGGCCGGAGCAACUCGCGGUUCGAGGAGCGGUACGGCGAGAGGACGGCGAUGAGGGUGACAAGGAAAACCUGGUGACAAGGCCGGAGCUGCCGCGGUUGGCACGGGAAGUGGAGGCGGAGGAGCCGCACCACCACCACCCGUUCCACAGGUUCGGGCAGCAACCGCCAGAGGCGUUGCUGCUCCUGAGCCAGUGAAACGAACCGUGCGCAAGAACUAGCCUUUCUCACUUCUGUCAGUAGUUUGCUGGCACUGCUGAAACGAACCGUAAUGCUUGGGCACUCUCAAGUCUGUCUGAACUACUCCUAGAUGUUUAUGCUCUCAUGGUUCCUGUUCGGCAUGGCGUGCUUCGCCAUGAAUCGCUCUCCAGCCUUGUAAAUUUCUACCCUUCCAGUCAGCUCUGAUGCUGUGAUGUACUACUAGAGAACAUACGAACAAGUCUCAAGCUUGUGGCAAAGCUCUAAUUUGUGUGAGAUUACGAAGAUCUAAUUGGUCAGCAA